This is a messenger RNA of Euleptes europaea (tarantolino), 1295 nucleotides long. It is a transcript of the gene RALYL, whose product is annotated as RALY RNA binding protein like. Gene Ontology annotation, cellular component: nucleus. Gene Ontology annotation, molecular function: RNA binding. The record is from RefSeq and is a predicted model, not a curated record. NCBI's taxonomy places the organism in Eukaryota, Metazoa, Chordata, Lepidosauria, Squamata, Sphaerodactylidae. The coding region runs from base 355 to 1284 and encodes 309 amino acids. The transcript is spliced from 11 exons.
CUCCUCCGGUGGGGCUCGCCCCCUUCCCCGCCUGCUCCUUUCCCCCCCUGCCUGCGAGUCAGCCUGGCUCCGAAUCACGUGGCAAUUGCCUGAGGCAGACUAAAGAGGGGGAAAAAAAAAAGCGCCUCAUUCCUUCUUCCACCGCCAUACUGUAUUUUAUAGUAACUCGCAUUUUUAUUCCUUCCUUUUACUCCCGCUCGAUUUACACAUAUAUACAAAUAAGUGCAUUUUCAAAUGAUGGCAUUGGAAGGUUUUCCUGGAGAAUGAAGUGCGGUUUGGUUUCCUUGUCAACGGAAGAUGAAGUGAACAACUGAACAUCUCCCCGGUGCAGGGCUGAAGCCAAGUGAGCCAACCAUGACUGGCAAAACACAGACCAGUAAUGUCACCAAUAAGAACGACCCCAAGUCCAUCAACUCCAGAGUCUUCAUCGGCAAUCUCAAUACAGCCAUCGUCAAAAAGGGUGACAUAGAGGCGAUCUUUGCCAAGUAUGGGAAAAUAGUUGGCUGCUCAGUCCACAAAGGCUACGCUUUUGUACAGUACAUGAGUGAGAGGCAUGCAAGAGCAGCAGUGGCGGGAGAGAAUGCCAGGAUCAUUGCUGGGCAACCUCUAGACAUCAACAUGGCAGGAGAACCAAAACCAUACAGACCAAAGCCAGGAAACAAGCGGCCAAUUUCUGCUCUCUACAGGAUGGGAGAAAAAUGCUUCAAACAACUGGGCAAAGCAAGACUUGAAUCGAAGGAGCCUUCUUUCCUGUCCGUUGGCGGUUAUGUCUUUGAUUAUGAUUACUACAGAGAUGAUUUCUACAAUCGAUUGUUUGAUUACCAUGGCCGGGUCCCUCCACCACCUCGUGCAGUGAUUCCACUAAAACGUCCACGUGUAACAGUUACAGCAACUCGGCGAGGAAAGGGUGUGUUUUCCAUGAAAGGAGGAUCACGAUCUACAUCAAGUGGUACUUCUUCAUCAGGAUCAAAAUUGAAAUCAGAUGAGUUGCAAACAAUCAAGAAGGAAUUAACUCAAAUCAAAACAAAAAUUGACUCUUUGCUAGGGAGACUGGAGAAGAUUGAAAAGCAGCAGAAGGCUGAAGCCGAAGCCCAAAAGAAACAAAUAGAAGACAGUGCUGAUUUAAUUCAAGAGGAAUGUAUAUCAGAGAAUGCAGACAACUCUACAGAAGAGCCUACUGAAGGAGGGCUAGAUGCAGAUGGUGAUGGAGAAGAGAUGACUGAUGGCAUAGAGGAGGAUUUUGAUGAAGAUGGAAGCAGUGAGCUGUUUCUACAGAUCAAAUGAAUUGAGAAUUG